Molecule: messenger RNA, 3628 nt
Organism: Cydia strobilella
Lineage: Eukaryota; Metazoa; Arthropoda; Insecta; Lepidoptera; Tortricidae
Product: dual specificity protein phosphatase Mpk3-like
Exons: 6
Coding region: 350-1525 (391 amino acids)
Biological process (GO): protein dephosphorylation; negative regulation of MAPK cascade
Cellular component (GO): cytoplasm; cytosol
Molecular function (GO): protein tyrosine/threonine phosphatase activity; MAP kinase tyrosine/serine/threonine phosphatase activity; MAP kinase tyrosine phosphatase activity
Source: RefSeq, a predicted model, not a curated record
UCAUUCGUUUGGGUACGCCUCUAGAGAAUCAAUCACUCAUUCAUUUGGUGCACAUCUCGUAUUUUUGUCAUUUCGCUUUCAUUCGUGCUUUUCGCUGAUACGCAUCGUAAGGGUAGACCGUCGCGUUGACAGCGAAGCGGACCUUCAUAUUUCAAGUGUGUUUUUAAAUUUAGAUGGAUUCUCGCACAGUUAAAUACAUGUGUCUAAUAAAUAGAUUAAUCGUGAAACCAGUGUUGACAACUAUGGCCGUGUGUAUAUCUUUAUUUUGCAUGGUUUUCAUGCAAUAGUGCAACAAGCGUUCGAGUCGCAACGGGCCCGUGUAAACAGAAGAAAGGAUUUCGGCUGCAAGAUGCCUACGGACUCGGAAUGCGAAUGUGAGGCGGUGUCGAAGGAAUGGCUGCUCGCGAAGCUGCGGUCGGAUGAGAGAGACACGGUGCUUAUUGACUGCCGGGGCUCGAACGAGUACGCGAUGUCGCACAUUCGGUCGGCGGUAAACUUCUCCAUCCCGAGCAUCAUGCUGCGAAGGCUGGCUGCGGGCAAGAUCGAGCUGGCGUCAACGGUGCAGUGCAAGGAGCUAAAGGCGCGCAUCGUGGCGUGCCGCGCACGAGGCACGUUCGUGCUGUACGGCGACGGCGCGCCGCGGGACCCUGACACGGUGCACGGCAUCCUGCUGCGCCGUCUCAAGCAGGACGGCGUGCAGGUCGUCUGCUUGCAAGGUGACUUCCCGGAGUUCCACCGCGCCUAUCCGGAGUGGUGCAGCGAGGCGGGCGCCCAGCAUGUGCCGCACCUGCCGCUCAUGGGGCUGAGGUCUCUACGCAUCUCGGGGUCGGGGUGCGAGGAGGGCCUGUCGUCGGGCUCGUCGUCGGAGUGCGAGGAGCCGCACGCGCACGCGCCCGACUUCCCCGUCGAGAUCCUGCCCAACCUCUACCUCGGCAACUCCACCAAUAGCGAGGACUGCGACGCGCUCGCCAGGCAUAACAUCAAGUACGUGCUGAACGUGACGCCGGACCUGCCCAACGCGUUCGAGGCGGCGGGCGGCGACAUUAGCUACCUGAAAAUCCCCAUCGCCGACCACUGGAGUCAGAACCUCGCAGUGCACUUCCCGCAGGCUAUACGGUUUAUUGAACAGGCGAUGUCGGCGCGGUGCGGCGUGCUGGUGCACUGCGUGGCGGGCGUGUCGCGCUCGGUGACGGUGACGCUGGCCUACCUCAUGCAGCGGCACCGUCUGUGCCUGCGCGACGCCUUCGAGCUGGUGCGCGCGCGCAAGACCGACAUCGCGCCCAACUUCCACUUCAUGCGCCAGCUGCACGCCUUCGAGCAGGACCUCGGCCUCCACGAGCGCAGCGCCAGCCUGAGUAAGGUGCUGGAGGAGUUGGGCGUGCGUGAGCCGGCCGGCUCGGGCGCGGGUGCGGGUGCGGCGGCGGCGUGCGGCUGCGCGGUCGCGGCGCCGCAGGGGACGGGCGUGUCGCCCGACUCCGGCAUCGAGUUCGACCGCUGGAGCGCGGCGCGCGACACGCCGCAAUGACAGUUCUUCACGCCCCGCACGCCCCCCUCCCCACCCCCGCGGGACCGUCCCGCCUGAGCGCCGAGAGGCCGUGCAGUGCACGUGCAGGUAGUGCACUAGUGUGUCGACGUCGACGUGCGGCGCGGCGACGGUGCUCGUUCCGGCGCCCCGAACCGUUUUACACGUACAUGAUCUAGAUACUUUAGAGAGCACUUCCUUAUGUCAAAUAAUUUAAUCGACUUAGUGCCACCUAUGGAUAUAUGGUAGUAAUAAGUGAAUGGUUUAGAGAGUAUGAGAUGUACGUUAUACAUAUUUGGUAAGCCGAUUUUAUAAGUUUGAUAUCUAUGUAUACUAAGGAUCUAUGGAUACGAAACUGAAAAUGCAUUCCCAAGUAUAUCUUCCACUAUUAUGCAUUUUGAGUUCAUAUUUUUAUUAAAAUGAUUAUAAUUUUUGUGAAAGUAUGGUUAUAGUGAUUAUUUUCGGAGGUCGCGUCCUCUGUGAGGAGCGGCCGAAAUGAUUCCAUGUCUAAUUAAAAACUAUUUUGAUGUACCUAUCUAUACAAUGAAGCAGCAUAUGAAUGGAUUUGAUAUUUGUUUGUUGACUGUGACAGUUGGAGGCUGACGAGCGAGCGGAAGGUUUUUGAUUGGAUUUUUCGGUGCGCUUAUUUGGUCAGGCGACCAAGUUCAUUGUUUUAUUAUAGACGUUGCUAUUUCUAGUAAAACAGGGCUUCUCGAAACUCUUCCAUUGUUGUUGAUGUAAUAAACAUUACUAUAUGUAUUUGUAUGAAAGUCGCGGGUGUGCGUGUGAUAUAGUCUUAAUUAUCUACUUAUCUCUAUAAAUAUAUUUACAAGUUUUACGUAACACCGACCACUGCUGCCGAAGUUAGUUGUACUUUAAGAAGACCCCUCCCUUAGCUAGCGUUCACAUUUUAUUUCUAAAGGUUAUGCUAUUAUAACUUAAGAGUAUAUUUAUAGUCGAAUUUGGGGGUAAAGUAUAGAGGAAUGAAUUAUUUUUCUAUCAGUCUUCUAAAAACUUUUUCAUCAUCUCGAAUAGUAGGAUCAUUAGUAUUUUUCUAAGGACUAGCCGGCGGCGAGGGAAGCGCCGCGGCGCAGUCACUGACUACGUGAUAGUUUAUUUUGUAAUUAUGAUCAUGUUCAUUGGCAUUUAUUGUGUUUAUUUGCUAAUGAAUUAUAUUUUUCUAUAUGGUUGAAAUGAUUUCUUAUCAAAUUUUAGUGUGUGUAAGUGGCAAGCUUUAAAAUUAAGUACCCACGUUAACUGAAAGUAUAUUGUUAACAAAUUGUACAUUUGUUGUAGCCUAAGAUAGUGUUGAGACCCGCUUCCUCGACUCGAUGCCAACAGUAGAUGCAGAUGAUAUUGUUUGAUAAGUAUUCGCAAUAAUGUUGUAACAUGAGCAUAUGUUAUUGUUAUCUUAGAACGUAUUUCUCAAUAACCAAAUGUAACUUGUUUUAUGAAUAUUCGAGCGUAUAAUUAUUGAAGGGAAUAGAAUAUUCUAAAUAUUAACACCUUGGUUGCACUGUCAUUUUGAUUUUGAUUAGGUGUUAGAUGUCUUACAUUCAGUUUUAUAUGGCAGUGGCACUCUCACAUAACACACAUAGUAUAGUCAGAUUCCUCAUGCUGAUGAAUUUUAAACUACUUGACUAUAAUUUAAAUUAUGAGUUAUUCCUUGAUCUCCGUCCAUUAUUAUUUGUUCAAAGUCUAUUAAAUUACAUGAUGUUAAAAUUACCCAUGUUCAGCAGGUGGACAAGUGUGGUUGUUAGAUAGGGAAUGAUUAAUUAAGGUAUCAUGCGAUAAAAUUCUCUCAGUCGAGAUUUCCUAUAUAGCACUGCAUGUAAGAUAUCUAACGGUAUUUUUUUAUUAUUGUACCUAGUGCACAAAUGACAACCCUAUUCGUACAAGCACGAUGUGAAUGAGAGCUGUUUUCUCAGCAACCUGUGUAAAUACCUGUAACCGGAACUGUUGUUUCGAUUGAUCAUUAAUAACAUGUUAACAAAGAUGUUACUAAUGUUUUAGACGUCUUUUAGUGCUUUUUUCCCUUAGGUACAUAAAGCCACAAGGCACACGUAAUAUUAACCUCAAAACAAAUAUAAACACUGUUAAUUGAAA